AUGACGAUCUACAUUGCCUCGCUGUUCCUUCCAUACACCGUCAAUUUCGACCUCCAGGAAUCGCGAGACCCCCGGCCCCGCAUCACAAGUUCGCCUUCACCCAAGCCUCCGGUUGAAACCGCAACCCCGGCUCCCAGCACCGGAGUCAGCCUGUUCGAGCAACGGACCACCCCCCAGAAAAUUGGCCUCACGCCGGGCGCCACGACUGAGCAUGAACGUAUCUUUUCGUCCACUCUCGCCAAGGCGGAACAAGAGCAGACCGGGUAUCCGUUCCCCUCCCAGGCAAACGAAACGCAUCUCACGGCAGGGAGCGAAGGUCAUUCACCUGCGUGGGGCUCUACACUGUCCUUGAAUCAGCCGAAACCAAGGACGGCGAUACCCCCGUCGCCGUCGAUUCUCAAGCACCAAGAGCCUAUCGUUCCUGCGCCCGAGCCUCCUCGUGAGAGACCGGCCAGAGAACUACACGCUUCCUCCAUACAACCAAUCCAUUCCCCCACUCGUCGCAGGGACUCAACGCGGAAGUUUUCCUUUUCCGGAGCCCGUUGGACCAUCCAGACGGCUGAACAAGGUAAUGGCGGGCUGCGCAAUGCGGUGCGGUCCGCGACAGAUGCCGGACAGCUGGAGGACCAGGUCUGGGUCGGCACGUUGGGAAUGCCCACAGAUGCUCUAUCUGUGUAUACCAAAGCGUCAAUCGCAGAAAAGCUGCACGAUGAAUAUGGAUCGUUGACCGUCUACGUCAGCGACGGUGAUUUUGACGGCCACUACACCCACUUCUGCAAAACGAUCCUCUGGCCGGUAUUUCACUACCAAAUCCCAGACAACCCGAAAAGCAAAGCCUACGAAGACCAUUCUUGGAUCUACUAUGUGAAGACCAACCAGGCCUUCGCCGAACAGAUCGCGAAAAAUUGGAAGCGCGGAGACUCAAUAUGGGUCCAGGACUACCACUUGCUACUGGUUCCGGCCAUGCUCCGUAAACUUCUGCCAGAUGCCCAGAUCGGAUUCUUUCUUCACAUCGCCUUUCCUUCGUCCGAGGUAUUCCGUUGCCUGGCGCCCCGCAAAGAGCUCCUCGAGGGAAUUUUGGGUGCAAACCUUGUGGGAUUCCAAACUGAGGAGUACUGCCGUCACUUCCUCCAGACGUGCAGUCGCAUUCUCUGCGUUGAGGCCACCAAUGACGGCAUUCAGCUGGAAGAUCGAUUUGUCAAUGUGAACAAGUUUCCCAUUGGAAUUGAUCCCACUUCAUGGGAUAAACGCCGCCAGGCCACCGACGUUGAGCACUGGAUUAAAACAAUUUCGGAACGCUAUGAGGGCAAACGACUAAUUGUUUCUCGUGACAAGAUUGACCAAGUCCGGGGUAUCCGACAGAAGCUUCUUAGCUAUGAGCUUUUCCUGAACACAUAUCCCGAGUGGAGGGACCAGGUCGUGUUGAUACAAGUGGCUACUAGUACGACUGAACAACCGGAGCUUGAGGCGACAAUAUCUGACAUUGCUAUGCGCAUCAAUUCCACACACUCGACGCUCGCGCAUCAGCCUCUUGUUUUCCUAAAGCAGGACUUGGCAUUCCCACAAUACCUUGCGUUGAUCUCCAUUGCUGACGCGCUCAUGAUCACUAGUUUGCGAGAGGGUAUGAAUCUGACGAGCCAUGAAUUCGUCUACUGCCAGGAUGGAAAAUAUGAGACACGAAAAUACGGGUCUUUGAUCUUGAGUGAGUUCACGGGAAGCGCGUCGGUGUUCGGCAAUCAUGCUCUCUUGGUCAACCCUUGGAAUUAUAGACAGUGUGCCGAAGCUAUUCACACGGCCCUUUCCCGGAGUGAAGAGGAACGACAGCAGGUAUGGAUGCAGCUACACCGAGCUGUCCUGGAGAACUCGACCGCAAACUGGGUCAAGUCUUUCAAUGAGACCUUGAGCCGUGUAUGGAAUGAGCAGUCGUCUCGCGAAAUUAUGGCAGUCCCGCGCUUAUCGGUUAGCAAGCUCGAGGAUCUGUAUCGUCAAUCCUCUCGCCGGCUCAUCAUUGUGGACUAUGAAGGUACUCUUGCGUCUUGGGGCUCACCGAAGAGUAUCAUCGUUACCACACCGCAGCGGGCGAUCACCACAUUGACGGAGCUGGCCGACGACCCGAAGAAUGUAGUUUUUGUCAUGAGUUCUAGGAUGCCAGAAGAGAUGGAGCGCCUCUUUCGCAUGGUCGCCGGCCUCGGUCUCAUCGCGGAGAACGGAUGCUUCGUGCGUGAGCCGGGAACCGAGGAAUGGUUCAAGCUGACCAAUAAAGCGCAGACGGAUGCCUGGAAAGAGGCAGUGUGCCAGAUUCUCAGUUACUAUCAGGAACGAGCGGAGGGUAGUUGGAUCGAGCAGCGCCACUGCUCCCUGAUGUUCCACUACGGGACGGCAGAGGAUCAGGUGGCUGCCUCUCGGUUGGCAUCAGAGUGCGCAGGGCACAUCAACGACUCGUGUGCCAAUCAAGGUGUGCACGCUGUUAUGGUCAACGGAGCAUUGAUCGUUGAGCCGGCCGAUACCAACAAAGCGUCGGCCGCGGCCAUGGUCUGGCGACAUUGUCUCGAGCGAAGUGAGCAGGAUCCGACGAUUGAGCGGCCGGAUUUCCUGCUUGUCAUUGGAGAUGGUCGCGACGAUGAGCCGGUGUUUAGAUGGGCUAAUAAACUCGAACACGCCAUUGCGGUGAAACAUGCUAUGACGGUGACCUUGGGGUCUCGAAGCACGGAAGCCAAGGCAACAUUGGCGCAGGGCGUCACAGGUGUUCUUUCUUGCUUGGAGAAGCUGGCUGCCGCCACUGCCACAACCACUGGACCAUGA
Molecule: messenger RNA, 2802 nt
Organism: Aspergillus affinis
Lineage: Eukaryota; Fungi; Ascomycota; Eurotiomycetes; Eurotiales; Aspergillaceae
Product: putative alpha,alpha-trehalose phosphate synthase subunit TPS3
Exons: 4
Coding region: 1-2802 (933 amino acids)
Biological process (GO): trehalose biosynthetic process
Cellular component (GO): alpha,alpha-trehalose-phosphate synthase complex (UDP-forming); cytosol
Molecular function (GO): catalytic activity
Source: RefSeq, a predicted model, not a curated record